UACCCUCCCUCUUGCGGGUACGCGCAUAUUGAUGUCUAGUCUCCGUCGUUACGGGAUGCGUUUUCGUCCUCCGAACGCCAGCGCAAGCUUGACCGACGGACGGCGUUCCACAACAGCUGUAGUCUCCGUGGUGGCUGCUGCUGCUGCUGGUGAGGAAGUGCUGUCGCCGCUACGGCCGACGACGAAGAGGAAUCGAAAAGAGAAGGAGCUCGAUGAUGUUUGAGAACAGAGGAAGGAGACGUUCGAGCAGAUGUUGCUUCGAGAGUCGAUGUAGCUGGUGAGAUGGGAAAUUGUGUUUCACCGGAGACGGAUGAGUCGUCCUUCGCGGUGUGGAACGUCGAUGAUGGUGGAAACCGGGUGCAGCCGGGGAGGAUAUCACUCACGGAAACACAUCUCGUGUUCGUUCAGAAGGGCGGUGAGCCGAUUCGGUGGCCGCUCAGUGGACUCCGACGGUACGGUUUCGAUGCAGAACUCUUCUCGUUCGAGUCGGGUCGCCGCUGUCCGACCGGGAGCGGUGUCUACGCUUUCAAGUGUCCACGGGCUGAGCGUCUCUUUAAUCUGCUCCAAGAACGGAUACAGGCACAAGCCCCGAUCCGGCCCAACUCAUUGAUCGAUUCGCCGCCCACUCCCCAGGAAAUGAGGACCACAGCUGACUACCUCGAACCCAUUUCCUUGGGAGCCCAAGUGGUGUCCACAGUAAAUUUUGUCAACAAUGUUUCGCCUGCCGGUGCCCUCGCUUCUGGGCCACUUUAUCAAAACGUUCCCCAACAGCAGCCGCAAAUACAGCCGGCGUCGAUAGCCAAUGCGGUGACGACAAUGUCCAAUAGCACCAAACGCAUCGUCGCCUCGUUGGACUCUUUGAAUGCGCCCGGCGUCAAUUACGUCGUACUCGAUCUCGACCAGCCCAGUGAGCCGCCCACGCCAACGUCUCCGACCUCUCCGACUCCGACGGCUGUGAGCGUCCCUCUACAGUCCCCUUCUCCUCCUGCCCAACUAGGUUAUGCUCAAAUCGACUUCGACAAGACCAUGGCCUUACAGCAGAUAGCGAGCCGAUCGAGAACAUCGGACUCGUGAUCCCCACCAAUGGGAGCCGGAGCUUGUGCAGUGACUAAACUUGUCGAUCGACUCCGAGGAGUACGCAGUCGUCUUCCCGCCGUGCCCGUAGGGCCUCAGUCAUGAACCGAAAGGACGACCAUAAUAUCUCCAACAGUGAUGAUGAGCUGAUAAGAUACGAGCACUGCGCACGGAAUAUGGUGACAGACGACCGCAGCGAUGACUAGUGCUGCGUAUCGUACCGCUUUGAUAGCCGCCUCGAUGUAGCGACUGACGCCGCGACGCUGCUCCCCGGGACCCCACUUCUUAGCGUCUGACCCAAAUUGUUUAGGAACGCUCACGUGCCUCUCGGCCGGCCCGCUUGCCAGUAUGUGUGCCUGUAGAAUCGCCUGCAUGAUCGUACGUGCUGAGUGCGGGAGCUCUCAAGGGAGCGUGGGAAUGUCUGUUUAUUUUUGCUACGUCUUUAAAAAAAUUACCAGCGCAACAACCGGAAGACUGAUAAGAGCUGUGGGAGAUCAUUGACGGGUGCUGUACACGUCAGCAAUUAUACGAGCUCUGCCGAGUCGAGCUCG
Messenger RNA from Galendromus occidentalis (western predatory mite), 1625 nucleotides. RefSeq names its product fibroblast growth factor receptor substrate 3-like. Gene Ontology annotation, molecular function: fibroblast growth factor receptor binding; transmembrane receptor protein tyrosine kinase adaptor activity. Gene Ontology annotation, cellular component: cytoplasm. Lineage: Eukaryota; Metazoa; Arthropoda; Arachnida; Mesostigmata; Phytoseiidae. The record is from RefSeq and is a predicted model, not a curated record. The coding region runs from base 283 to 1074 and encodes 263 amino acids. Gene Ontology annotation, biological process: fibroblast growth factor receptor signaling pathway. The transcript has 2 exons.